AUGGCAUCGAGUAGCAAGUUUUGGAAGGAUGCGUGUAUGUGGAAUGAGCCUCUUGCGGAUUACUGGAUGGAGGGCAACGGUGGUGGGUCGAAUCCACAGGACACAAUGUUUGAUACUAGAGUGGAGGAAGAUGCUGAGUUAUCCGAUUGGGAAGGAAGGGGGGCUUCAAUGUUGCCCGGAUUUUUGGGUUUGGAUGGGUUGCGAGCAGAAAAUGUUCUUGAAAUGGAGUUCUCUUCACCUCAGGAGGCAGGCGGCUUCUAUAACAAUUACAGCCGACUAAAGGGCUUUACAUCACGGCGAGGCAAGACUGUUAGAAACACUGCCGGAGAGAUCGUGUGGUACACUUUUGUUUGUAAUAGGCAAGGAUUUCGAGAGAAGAAAUGGUUGGAAAAGGUUGAUCGCAAAAGGGAGCAUAAGGUAGUAACCCGAUGUGGAUGCAUGGCGGAGAUGAGGAUAAAGAGGAAAGACGGUAGUGGGAGGUGGUAUGUAUCGCGUUUUGUCGAGGAGCAUAACCACGAACUUGCGUAUGGGAAGCUUGUUGAUUAUCUGCGGUCACACAGGAAGAUAUCUGAGGUAGAAGUUGCUCAACUAACAAGCAUGAGGGAGAUUGGGAUUAGCAUACCUAAGAUUUAUGAGUCUUUCGCAGCACAACUAGGGGGUUUUAAUCUGGUAACAUUCACAAAGCAAGAUAUGUAUAAUGAGAUACGGAAACAGAGAGGUCUGCAAGGCGGAGAUAUAAGUGCGGCUAUUAGGUACUUGGAAGGUCUGGCAGGCAUGGAUGGGAAAAUAUUUUGGCGUUACAAGUUGGGGGGCAGGGCAACACCUAUGCAACUUGUUUUGGAGCGACGGUCGUUGCCAGGAAGAUUAUGGGAUUUUCGGCGAUGUGCUAGCAUUCGACGCUACGAGUCAUAUAUUUGGGUUCUUCGCCAGUUUAUGGAAUGCAUGCAAGGUAAGGCACCGCAAUCGGUCAUCACGGAUGGCGACCCGGCCAUGCGGAUAGCAAUCCAGUCUGUAUUUCCUGAUGCACAUCAUCGGUUGUAUGCCUGGCAUCUGCUGAGGAAUGCGACUGCUAACAUAAGCGACCCGAGAUUCACACAAAUGUUUAGACACUGCAUGUUGGCAGAUAUGGAAAUCGAUGAGUUCGAAGCACAUUGGGAGGCAAUGGUCAACGAGUGCGGUGUUAGGGAGGUUGAGUGGGUUAAGGAUUUGUACACCAAAAAGCACGCUUGGGCCACCGCAUACAUCCGCGGUAGAUUUUUUGCUGGAGUACGGACGACCUCUAGGUGCGAGUCACUACAUGCCAAACUAGGGAGGUUUGUCGAGAGCAGGUACGGGGUGUUAGAAUUUGUAAGAAAUUUUCAAAGGUGUGUGGAUUUUCUGCGUGACAUCGAGGACGAGCUAGAAUUUCGUUCAUGGUACGGAACACCUGUGCUACAAACAGAGUUUGUUGAGCUGGAAAAGUCCGGGUAG
Arachis duranensis is the source of this 1470-nucleotide messenger RNA. Its product is annotated as protein FAR1-RELATED SEQUENCE 7-like. The transcript is spliced from 3 exons. The coding region runs from base 1 to 1470 and encodes 489 amino acids. The record is from RefSeq and is a predicted model, not a curated record. Gene Ontology annotation, biological process: regulation of DNA-templated transcription. NCBI's taxonomy places the organism in Eukaryota, Viridiplantae, Streptophyta, Magnoliopsida, Fabales, Fabaceae.